UUUCCUCAAAAGUCCACUGAGGAUAUAAAAUGGCUAACCGCAGCAGCAUCUAGGAGCAUUUCUGGGUCUUUUUUAGUCAGUGACACAAUGGGAUUCCGUUUGCUGCAAGUCGUUUUGCUUCUUUCUCUGCUUAUAUAUAGCUUUGCAUUGCCAUCAGCAGAUGUUUGCCUGCAGCAGCUGGAUGAGGGGCCCUGCGAUGGUGAUUCUCAGCGCUGGUAUUAUAACACUAUAACGCAGGAAUGUGAGGAAUUCCAAUACGGUGGGUGUCUCGGGAACGACAACAACUUCAGGACGUUUGAACGGUGCAAGAAAACGUGCUGGAGGAUCCCCAAAGUCCCAAGAAUCUGCAGACUGAGCAAAGAAGAGGGUGUUGGCCGGGCUUACCUGAGACGAUACUUUUUCAACAUGGCCACCAUGGAGUGCGAGCUGUUCAUCUAUGGAGGCAUAAACGGCAACGGAAAUAAUUUUGACAGCAUGGCUUCCUGCGAAGAAUACUGCAGGCCUCAGAGAAACAUUCCUCAGAUCUGCAAUCGCCCGCUGGAUAAAGGGACGUGUGUGGCCUCCAUACCGAGGUUUUACUUCGACCCGGCCUCCAGAUCCUGUGAGGAGUUCCAGUAUACAGGCUGCGGCGGGAACAGCAACAACUUCAUCUCCAGGGAAGGCUGCACACGUGUGUGUGUCCAAGGAAUGUUUAUGAAGAGCAGAAUGCAAGAACGCCGGAAAAUCAGACUGAAAAUAUCUGGUGCCAAUAGGCCAAAAUUCUAGUUAUUUCUGUGCACUACUGUAUCAUAUUGAACAAACGAUAAAUAUUUUUCUAUUUAAAUGUUUUCUUACUUGAUAUUCAUAUGCUGGUGCAAUUUACUGUAAUUUGUUAAAAAAUAAAUAAGUUUUUGAAUAACUUGCUACAAAAUGCCAACAUUUUUAAAUUUCAUUUUUAUGGAAUGUGAAACAUGACAUACAUGUGUUUAUUUUAUGUUUAACAGUUUAUUUUUUUACCAGUUAAAGAUAGCAGCUUAAAAUACUAUAGUAAAUAUCCUAUAUUAUGAGCACCCUGAGGAAUUUGGUGUGUCGGCUGGUCUUGCAUGUAGCUUGUAGUCACAUGUAUAAGAUUUGCUGUAUAAAGAGUGAGGGUUGCUGUGUACGUAUAUGUAAAUAUGGGACUAACUUUCCAGUAAAACCUGCAUUUUAAAGAA
Brienomyrus brachyistius is the source of this 1193-nucleotide messenger RNA. It is a transcript of the gene tfpi2, whose product is annotated as tissue factor pathway inhibitor 2. Gene Ontology annotation, molecular function: serine-type endopeptidase inhibitor activity. Bases 88 to 765 code for a protein of 225 amino acids. NCBI's taxonomy places the organism in Eukaryota, Metazoa, Chordata, Actinopteri, Osteoglossiformes, Mormyridae. Gene Ontology annotation, biological process: negative regulation of peptidase activity. The record is from RefSeq and is a predicted model, not a curated record. Gene Ontology annotation, cellular component: extracellular region. The transcript has 5 exons.